AUGCGAAGGAUACCCCUGUUUCUGCUACCGUUGCUGCUGUCACUGUCCGUGGUUGCAAAUGAAGAGGACAUCACCAUCAGCACAAAUAACGAUCCGUCUUCCUACGGCUACUACGAACAGAGACGGUUAGAUCCCAGCAGCACUGUGGAACGCCAUGGCAAUCUCGAUCUGGUGCACUAUCAUCCUCAUGCGGAAGCGAUAGAAGACAAAGAAACGUCAUUUCCUCUGUGUCAUUUGGCCACAUUUCUGGGAUUCUCCCGUGCUACCGGCAGCUGCGAUUUCAAGCAAGCCUCCAAAAUCUACAAGGAACUCGUCGCCACGGAAAUGGCCAUUCAUCACUUUAACAAUGGACUCGGAACGGUCGUGCCAGAGAUACAAGACAUUCAAGAACGCUGUCCACUCAAACUCAGUGCCACAUUCCUCGAUUCUCAAUACACACCUCCGGUGAUUGUCAAGGAAUUGACGCGGUUGUUGACUCCUUCUUCUUCCUCUUCUACUACUAGUAUCAAUGAUCAAGAUGAUACCAACAACAACAACACGACCAUCCACAACAACAACGACAACAACAUUCCUCCGUGUGCCGUCAUUGGAGCCCGCACCAGCAGCAGCACGGGUCCAUCGUCCAUUGUCUCGGGAGCCUACGGAUUGCCACAAAUGAGCUUUACCGCCACAUCUCCCGAACUCAACGAUGCAUUCAAGUAUCCCUUGUUCGGUCGGGUUGUUCCUGCCGAUGAUGCCGCCGCCAAAGGGGCCAUGCGCUUUCUCAAACAAGUCGUCCAAACGACACAUGUCAAUGUCUUGUACAUUAACGACGCCUUUGGCAAUCACUAUCAUCAAGCCUUUCAAAAAGAGGCAGAAGUGUACGGCACCACCGCCAUUGGAUUCCCCAUUGCCUUUCCACCCGAUCCAAAAGACAUUCAGCAACAACUAUCAAAAGUCAAACAGAAUGGUGUUCGACAUGUUCUCAUGGUAUUCUUUAGCGAUCAUCUCGAUCCCGUCAUGCGACAAGCCGUCGAACUGGGCAUUGCGGGACAAGAUGCGGAUGGAUACUUUUGGAUGCUCGGCAUUAGUACCAGUUACUUUGGCAAUCUGCACUUGAACAUGACGGAUGAAAGCGAUGCCGCACUCGCACACGCCAUUCAAGGCAUGGCCGUCCUGCCCGAAUUUGGGGCCAAACCCAAUUCACCGGGAUACGAUCGAUUCGCCCAAGCGUGGCAGGACAAUACCGCGGAUGCUACGGUUCAUUUCAACCAAAAAAUGCCCACCAUUCGUGGGGUCGACAAUUGUUUCGAAGCGGGACCCUGGUUCUUUCAAGACAACGAUCCAGGUUCCACGGCGCAUUUUGCCUAUGAUACUGUCAUUAGUAUGGGGCUGGGAGCUUGUGCGGCCAUGAUGCAGAAGCAACAGUCAGAACAAGUCACGUCAUUGGACGGUGAGACUCAUAUACAAGCGAUUAUCAAUGCCACCUUUGAAGGGGCAUCGGGCAAUGUACAGUUGGAUCCGGCAACCAAGUCGCGAGAUCCCCUGCGAUUCUCCUAUGCCAUUUUGAACGUCCUGCCCAACCUCAAUGAAACGUCGCAAAUGGUCAAAUUUGACACUCCCGAAGUCAUUGUCUUGACACCCAAUCAAGAACUGACCGACUGGGAUAUGCUUUAUCUGGAUGAAGCGACCAGAUUUGUCUUUCACGAUGGAACUUCCAAUCCGCCUCCUUCCUUACCGCCCAUUACGGUCAAUAAGAAUUACAUUGGUCAACUACGAAUACUGGGAUAUUGCUGCUUUGCACUCAUUGCCGGAUUGAGUAUUGGAUUCACUGUUUGGACCUUUGUCAAUCGAAACGUCAAAGUGGUAAUAGCAUCGCAGCCGUUCUACCUCAUGAUGGUGUCCGUGGGGACAUUGAUUCUGGGAUCCAUCUUGAUUCCUCUCUCCAUGGAUGAUCAGCAUUAUAGUCAACAAGCUACCGACGCGGCGUGCAUGGCGCAACCCUGGUUGGGAUCGAUUGGUUUUGUCACGGCAUUUACGGCUUUGGCCAGCAAAAUGAGACGCAUUGAUCAACUGCUCGUACUGAAAACAAAAGACGUCUUGAUACCCUACAUGGUGAUGAUGGGGUUAAACUUGGUGGUAUUGGUCUGCUGGACAAUCAUGGCGCCGCUCAAGUUUGUCCGUAAAGUCGACGACGGCACCGAUCCAUGGAAUCGAGUCGUAUCUUCGGCGGGCAGUUGCCGCGUCGCGGACGAUAGUAUCGGGGGUGCCAUACCCUACAUCUUGGCACUGGCAGCAAUCAACGUGGCGGCGGUCCUCAACGCCAAUGUCCUGGCAUUCCGAACCAGACACAUGCACACCCAAUACAGUGAAAGUAGAUGGAUUGGCCUCAUCAUGCUGUGCCUGUUGCAAUCAUGGCUCACAGGCAUCCCAAUCAUCGGGCUACUCUACGAGAUUCCUCAAGCACACUACGUUGUCAUCACUCUGAUUGUUACCUUUACGAGCUUGGCGAUACUGUUGCUCAUUUUCGUCCCCAAAAUAUCAUACACGCUCAAGUUUUUGCAGUGGCAAAGAUCUCGUGAAAACGGAAACAACAACAAAGAGAGCAACGAUCCAAGCUCCGUACUGGAUAAGUUUGCAAAUGAACCGGGUGAAGGGCUCGGGGUGUACCGGGGUGCGGAUAGUCGUUCCAUGCGCUUUACCUCGGUUGUUUCCAGGACUUCAAUGCGUUCCAAUCACUGCCUCGGUUCUGUUCACGACAUUAAAGAAUACCUUCGACGGUCGGAACAGCACACUGCGAGCCGAACCAACACAAGCAGCAUUGACUUGAAGACCACAUCUUGCAGUACCAGCUUUCCAGUGCAUGUGGAGAAUGCAACGCACGAUGUAGAGAAGGCAACGCACGAUGUAGAGAAGGCAACGGCGGGAUGA
Messenger RNA from Seminavis robusta, 2910 nucleotides. The record is from the annotation of a GenBank genome assembly. Lineage: Eukaryota; Bacillariophyta; Bacillariophyceae; Naviculales; Naviculaceae.